AUUGAAGAAUAUUAUUUAACCAUCAUUUUCUCCACUUAGACGAGCAGAGCAGAGUUUACAAUUAAUGGUUAUCUUAUCUUCCUUCUUCCGCUGUGCACAAUCAGUGAUUGCCUUUGUGGCUUUCAUAAUUAUUGUGCUAUUCCAACAAACUUGCUUUGCCAAGCAUCACCCAUCCUGUCCUCUUUCUUCAUGCGGCAAAGUUCAGAACAUAACAUAUCCAUUUCGACUGAAAGGUCACCCAGAUGGUUGUGGCCUCUCAAGGUACGAAUUAGAUUGUGUGAACAACGCGACAGUGCUAACUCUGUUUUCGGGGAAAUACCAUGUGCAGGAUAUCGAUUACAAGAGGUAUCAGAUCCGAUUGACAGAUGCGGGUAUCGCGGAGGAUACUGCUUGCUCCAUUCCUCGCUAUGUUUUACAGAGAUUUAAUUUCAGUGAUGAUGAUCCGCUAUUUUUUACGGAUGUGAAGGAGUAUCAGGAUGAGGAUUACUAUCCUCGAAAUGUAGUGUUUCUGAACUGUACUAAGAAAGUGAAUGAUGAUCCUCGAUAUGUUGAAGUGAAUGCCGUUCGUCGUUGUGAUUCCGGAGGAGGAGGCCAUAUCUAUGCCCUUCUGAAUGGCUUUGGCGAACUUAGUAUGAUGGACAUCAAGGUUGGGUGCCGUUUAACGGCUACUACCUUUGCAAGCUGGAAACGUUACAGGAACGUUUCCUAUGCUGAUAUCCGCAAGUGGCUGCACCAAGGAUUUCGGUUAUCUUGGUUCUCAACAGUUAUUUGUAGAGAUCAAUGCGGAAAGGGUUACAGAGGUUGCAACAUCAAUCAAACCACGGGAGAAAUUGGAUGUGAAGAAAAGAGAUACUGCUAUAUGUUGGGCUACAAAUAUUACAAAACGACCAAGUAUUGCGGUAUUCUGGGAAUUACAUAUCUGAUUCUGGGAUAUAUACGGUACUAUUCUCCUUCUCCCCAUAUAGUUGGAUUUGUCCUUGAUAUAAGAUAUCUGCAACUAAAGAACUGGUAUGAUGGAGUAUCCAUUGCAAGGAAUCUUCUACUGAUAUUCAUGAUAGCCAGAAUUCUAUUUGGAAUCACCAUUUUGCUUAUGGUGUUUAUCUACAUGUGGAGACGUAGACGUUACUCAAUGUAUGAAAACAUUGAAAUGUUUUUGUUAGACAACAAUCUAAACCCUAUUCGGUACGAAUACAAAGAAAUCAAGAAAAUGACCAAAAAUUUCAAACAAAAAUUGGGUCAAGGAGGUUUCGGCUCGGUAUACAAAGGCAAACUUCGAAGUGGGCCAGAUGUGGCAAUUAAGAUGUUGAGCAAAUCUAAAGCUAAUGGUGAAGAGUUUAUUAGUGAAGUGGCUACAAUUGGAAGAAUACAUCACGUGAAUGUGGUACGUCUUGUUGGAUAUUGUGUUGAAGGAGAAAAACAUGGUUUAAUUUAUGAAUACAUGCCUAACGGUUCAUUGGAAAAAUAUAUUUUCCCUAAAGAAGGAAGAGUCCCUUUAAGUUAUGAGAAAACAUAUGAAAUAUCUCUUGGCAUUGCUCGGGGUAUUGCAUAUUUGCAUGAAGGUUGUGAUGUGCAAAUUCUACAUUUUGAUAUCAAGCCACACAAUAUUCUUCUAGAUGAGAGCUUCAUCCCAAAGGUUUCAGAUUUUGGACUUGCAAAGCUACAUCCUGUGAAAGAUAGGUCUCUUGUUUUACCUGAAGCAAUUGGAACUUUGGGCUACAUAGCUCCAGAAUUAUACUACAAAAAUAUUGGUGGAGUAUCAUAUAAGGCCGACGUUUAUAGUUUUGGAAAGCUUUUGAUGGAAAUGGCAAGUAGAAGGAGGAACUCAGAUCCUCUUCCAGAUCAACUUUCAAGCAAUGAUUACUUUCCGUUUUGGAUAUAUGAUGAACUCAAGGAAGAAAAAGAUAUUGACUUGGAAGAUGCCUCAGACAAGGAUAAGCUUUUAGUGAAAAAAAUGUUCAUGGUUGCACUUUGGUGUAUACAAUUUAAACCAAAUGAUCGUCCUUCAAUGAAGAAAAUUGUAGAAAUGCUUGAAGGAAAUGUUGAAAGUCUUGAAAUGCCUCCAAAGCCUAUUAUAUACCCACAUGAUGGUGAAAUCAACUCUAACCAAACAUCAUGGAGUGAUUCAACUUGUUCUAGUAAGAAUCUUUGCAGAAACAAAUCCAAUCAUUGAUGGUAGAACAACGCUUGGCAUACAAAGGUUAUUUCAAGUUAGGUAUGGGACAAUGGCAAUGAAAUUGCUUAGAACUACACAUUGGUGAUCCUUGGGAUGAUUGAUUCGGUGACAUUAGUUAACUGUUAAAGGGGAAAGGUUUUUAAUAUGAAAUCGUUGCUAUAUAUUGUAUUUUUUAUUACCUGGUAUAGAUCAUAGUCCUUUGACUCAGUGACUAUUAAUAUUCUAUAAUAGAAGUUUUCAUUGAAUAAUAUAUUUGAAUAAAUUUAUCCUCAUAA
Molecule: messenger RNA, 2448 nt
Organism: Glycine soja
Lineage: Eukaryota; Viridiplantae; Streptophyta; Magnoliopsida; Fabales; Fabaceae
Product: LEAF RUST 10 DISEASE-RESISTANCE LOCUS RECEPTOR-LIKE PROTEIN KINASE-like 2.1
Exons: 3
Coding region: 65-2170 (701 amino acids)
Biological process (GO): protein phosphorylation
Molecular function (GO): ATP binding; protein kinase activity; polysaccharide binding
Source: RefSeq, a predicted model, not a curated record